Candida albicans SC5314 is the source of this 897-nucleotide messenger RNA. RefSeq lists its product as uncharacterized. The transcript has a single exon. The record is from RefSeq and is a predicted model, not a curated record. Lineage: Eukaryota; Fungi; Ascomycota; Pichiomycetes; Serinales; Debaryomycetaceae. Gene Ontology annotation, biological process: base-excision repair, AP site formation. The coding region runs from base 1 to 897 and encodes 298 amino acids. Gene Ontology annotation, molecular function: mismatch base pair DNA N-glycosylase activity.
AUGACAAGGAACUUGGACUCUUUCCGAUAUACAGGGAAUGGGAAUGAUGAAAAUAACAACAAACCACACAGAAUAACCAAAAUAAUACCAAAAGCAAAAGCAAAACGGAGGGCCAAUUCCAAACUACAUUCUAAUAACCAGAAAUCGUCGGUAGAUUUACCUGAUUUACAGCCUUCAUUGAAUGAUCACUUACAAGUUUUAUUUGUGGGAUUCAACCCAGGUACUGAAUCUUCAAUUCAACAACAUCAUUAUGCACAUCAUUCGAAUUUAUUUUGGAAAUUAUUUAAUCAGAGUCAAUUACUACAUAAAGUGAUAUCGAAAAAUAAAAAUAGCCCACACGAGCCAGUACCGGAAACACCAAAUGAAGUUAACAAAUCUGAAGAUCAAUUUUUGAAUCAUUUACUAGAAAAUGGAUGUAAUGCUACUCAUGAUUUCAAACUAAUUAAAUAUAAUAUCGGCUUCAGUGAUUUAGUAUUACGAAGCACAGCAAGAGCUGAUCAAUUGACAAUGCACGAAAAAUUAAAUAAUGUUCCUCGAUUGUUGCUGGAAUUUAAACUGUCUCACGUGGAAACCAUCGUGAUUGUGGGUAAAGGAAUUUGGGAAAUUAUAAUCAAAUAUUUUAUGAAUGAAUUGAGUAUUAGUAGUAAGAAUUUCAAAUUGGCUAGUGGUAACAGGAAAAGUGGUGAUGGCGAUGGUGGUGCUCCCCACAAAAAUUUUAAAUGGGGAUUAUUACAAAAGGGAUCAGAUUCGACUUAUAAUUUAAUAAUUGAUUCUAUUUACAAACAUAUUGAUGAGUCAAGUAAAAUAUACAUAUUUCCCAAUACUUCAGGACUUGUGGCGAGUUUAUCAUUUGAUGAAAAAUUGAAACUUUGGCAAGAUAUGGUUAAUGAUUUAUAG